AUGCAAUCAUUUUAAGACACUGAUAAUAAUAGUGAAAACUUGAAUGAAGAAGAUAAGUAAUGUAAUAUUAUGUAUAACUCAAGCAGUUCAAUAAAUUAGCAGGUACCAUAGUUCCCUUAGAAAAAGGCCCCAUCAUAUUCUCGUGAUGUUCCUCAAAUACUCAAAUUAUAAAAUUAAUUUAGAAAUGCUUAAGGAAACACUCGUAGAGAAUUAGAAUGUCAAUUAAUAAAAAGGUUGGUUGAUUUGAAAAAGAAUAGUGAUUCAGAUUGGUAUAGAUUGAAUGGAGCAUGGGCAUUAAAAUAUACAACAUAUUUAUAUGAUAACUCAAGUACAUUACCUGGUCCAAUUGACAAUACUGACUUACUUUAGAAUAGAAAUCAAGUAAGAAAUGUAGAUUUCUUUGUUGUAAAUGAGACAGUUUGGAAGUUCCUACUAGAAGAGUAUAGUGGAGGUCCUGAAAUUCUGGAUGAAAAAAUUCCACCAUCUCCUACUUCUAAUGCUAGUUCUACAACAGACAGAGCAAAAUCGGUUGAUAUUAGUAUAAUUUCAAAUGUAUCAUAAUUGGAUAUAAAUCCUGAGAUUCCAAUUAAAGGAUUGAAGAAUGAAUUAUACUUUUGCUAUAUGCAUUCAACUUUAUAAUGUAUGAUGAGUAUUUAAGAGCUAAAUAAUUUUAUAUUAAAUAGCAUAAAUAGAUAACAUUAAUAAUCUAUGACAUUAUGUAGAAAUUAUUAAGAACUUCUUCGAUAACUCAAAGAUACUUAAUAUGAUUAUAUAAAAAUAAAUUCAUUGCGUAAUACUAUUAGCAAGAAAUUUAAUCCAAAACAUUAACAUGAUGCAUAAGAAUUUUUGUUGUUUUUGAUAUCUAGUUUAGAAGAUGAAAUAAAUAAUUAUAAUAGAAAACAAGGAUAAUAAUAAAAUAAAUUACCAAAUAUAAUUGAGAAAUAUCUUAAAGGAUAAAUGAUAAGUGAAAUAAUUUGUAAAAAUUGUUCACAUAAAUCAUCAAUAACAGAAGAUUUCUUAACAUUAUCUUUAGCAUUAACUAAAAUAAAUUCUAUUAAUUAAUCUUUAGAAGAUUUUCUUAAAGAUGAAUUAAUUUAAGAUUAUAAAUGUGAAUGUUGUCAUAAAAAAAAAACAGCCAUCAAAAAAACAAGAAUAACUAAAUUACCUUAAUAUUUAAUAUUACAUCUAAAAAGAUUCAAAUUUUUUCCAAAAUCAAAUAAAAUAAUUUAACAUGUAAAAUUUUCAUUAGAAUCUACUUUUUGUGGUAUUAAAUACAAUUUAGUUGGAAUUAUUGUACAUUCUGGUUCUCUAGAAUAAGGUCACUAUUAUUCUUAUUGUAAAAGAUAAAAUAAAUGGUGGUUAUUUAAUGAUCAAAAGAUUAAAUAAGUAAAUAAUAUUGAUGUACUCUAACAAUAAGGAUAUAUUUUGUUUUAUUAAUAACUUUUAUGA
Molecule: messenger RNA, 1449 nt
Organism: Paramecium primaurelia
Lineage: Eukaryota; Ciliophora; Oligohymenophorea; Peniculida; Parameciidae
Source: the annotation of a GenBank genome assembly